Spinacia oleracea (spinach) is the source of this 1683-nucleotide messenger RNA. RefSeq lists its product as uncharacterized. The transcript is spliced from 7 exons. Bases 391 to 1530 code for a protein of 379 amino acids. NCBI's taxonomy places the organism in Eukaryota, Viridiplantae, Streptophyta, Magnoliopsida, Caryophyllales, Amaranthaceae. The record is from RefSeq and is a predicted model, not a curated record.
CCUUAAUCCAUAACAAUGUUAUUAGUAAUUUCAAGUUCAAUUCAACAAAUUGUUAAUUAUUACUCUUUUUCUAUCUUAUUUUAUUCAUACAUUAACAAUGCCAAAUUUUUCUUAAUGUUAUAAAAUUGAAAAUUUACACACUAAGAGUUUGUUAAAACUAUAUUUUCAGUUUUCAAGCUUCUCAUUUAUAAAUUAUUCAAGCAUUUCUUUCUUCCAAUUAGCAAUAAUUUUGAGGUUAAUGAUUUGAAAUCUCAAAAAUUUCGGAAAUAUCCCUAGCUAAUGAGCCGGGCAACAAAUCUGUUAUUGGUUUACAAAAACAAAUAUACAUUUCUAGCUAAUGAGAAUUCUUUUUGUAUGAAAAAUCAAGAUAAAUUGCAGUAGUAGUACUAUAUGGGACUUUGGAGGAAUGCUAGAAAGUUUCUCAAAAGGAAAGAAAGUGAUGCCGGAGAAACAGGUAGAGCCCUGGAGGAACUAAGAGGUUCUCUGUACAAUGAUCUACGAACUUCGGAAUCGGCCAAACGCCAACAACAGCGGUUUUGUGGCCCUGCUGUGGCUAUGUCUUUCAAUUUCAUGGUUGCUGUUGGGAUUAUACUCACCAAUAAAUUGGUGAUGGGGAAGGUGGGAUUCAAUUACCCAAUAUUCCUAACACUAAUCCACUACACAGUAGCAUGGAUUUUGAUGGCAUUGUUCAAAGCAUUAUCAUGGCUUCCAGCCUCGCCGCCUUCAAAAUCAACACCUUUCUCUUCUCUGUUCUCUUUGGGAAUAGUCAUGGCUCUUUCCAAUGGCCUUGCCAACACUAGUCUACAACACAACAGUGUUGGGUUUUACCAGAUGGCUAAGAUUGCUGUAACUCCAACCAUUGUUCUCACAGAAUUCAUCUUUUUCAGGAAGACCAUUUCUUUCAAUAAGGUCAUGACUUUGGCAAUAGUUUCAGUAGGUGUAGCUAUAGCAACAGUAACAGAUCUCGAGUUUAAUGUAUUUGGUGCUUGUGUUGCUGUUGCAUGGAUACUUCCCAGUGCAGUGAACAAGAUUCUGUGGUCAAAUCUACAACAACAGAGCAACUGGACUGCUCUAGCAUUGAUGUGGAAGACAACUCCUGUAACAAUUUUCUUCUUAGUAGCUUUAAUGCCGUGGCUUGAUCCGCCUGGAGUUUUAUCCUUCAAUUGGAAUGUCAGCAACUCGUCGGCAGUUAUGGUGUCUGCUGUUCUUGGCUUCCUCCUACAGUGGUCUGGCGCUUUAGCACUCGGGGCAACUUCAGCAACAUCUCACGUAGUUUUGGGACAAUUCAAGACCUGUGUCAUCUUACUGGGAGGCUAUGUAUUGUUCAAUUCAGAUCCAGGACCUACGAGUCUUUGUGGCGCAGUCACAGCAUUAGGGGGCAUGUCAGUUUAUACAUCACUAAGUCUAAAGGAUUCUGCUGAAAGUGUCGUGAAACAGAUCCCAACCCUGAAUCAACUUGCAAAACCUAAAUCAGAUGUUGAAGAAGAUGAAGAACAGGCAAGUGUAAUAAGUGUUUCAAGUACCGAGUGAUCAAGAAAAUGGGCUAAUUCUGAAUCAGUAGUAGAUGAUUGUAUGGAAUUGGUAACAACUUACAAUUCAUGCAGUUUUUGAGAGUAUCUUGUAGUUUUGAUAAAUGUUUUUGUACAGAAGAAAAAAAGAAUAUAGGAUUCUGAGUUCAUACAA